AAAAGAAAGGUAUUAUAAUUCCAAAUUGUGUGUGGCUAUAUAAGCGUGGCGGAGGCACUAUGAGUACCCGAGCACAAUCCAGCACUCGGAAGCCCAAAAGCCCGCGGCGAUUGUUGGGAACACCGGCACCAACACCCGGCCGCGCAAGUAUUGUCAGUCAUGGAUUCUCCUUAAUCGAAAGUGGAAAUUUCGACAUAAUGCCCAAGCUGAACGAUAUCAUUAACCGGCUUUCCUCGCCCCAGGACCCCAAAUCAGGCGUUAAACUGUCCGAGUUGGAGAUCGCCGCCAUCUGUACCAAGGCCCGGCAGGUGAUGCUGGAGCAACCGCCACUGCUCGAACUGGAGGCGCCCAUCAACAUACUUGGCGACUUGCAUGGCCAGUAUAUGAACCUCCUAAAGUACUUUGAGUCGACUGGCUUUCCACCAAAUACCAAAUAUCUACUCCUGGGCGACUACGUAGACCGGGGCAAGCAAUCCAUCGAGACUAUAACUCUGCUGCUGGCCUACAAAAUACGCUACCCAGAUCAUAUUUAUUUAUUGCGUGGAAACCAUGAAAGCGCCGGUCUAAACCGAGUCUAUGGUUUCUACGAUGAGUGUAAGCGUCGCUAUACGGUUAGGAUGUGGCGCACCUUUAUCGACUGCUACAGUUGCAUGCCACUGGCAGCCAUUAUAGAUAGCAGCAUCUUCUGCUGCCACGGCGGACUAAGUCCUAAUCUUUUCUCCAUGGAUCAACUACGGAUGGUGAACCGACCUUGCGAUAUACCCGAGUUCGGCCUGCUCUGCGAUAUUUUGUGGUCCGACCCAGAUUCCAGGGUCUUGGGCUGGGGCACGAACGAUCGUGGAGUUAGCUACACCUUUGGCUCAGACAUUGUGGGCACGUUCCUCAGCCGGCACGGCUUUACGCUCGUCUGUCGCGGUCAUCAGGUUGUGGAAGACGGAUAUGAGUUCUUUGCCAAACGCCAGUUGAUUACGAUUUUUUCCGCGCCAAACUAUUGUGGCCAGUUUGACAAUGCCGGCGCUAUGAUGUGUGUGGACCAGAAUCUUCUCUGCACAUUCCGUAUUCAGAAGCCGUUGCAAUCGAAGCGGCCAAGUUUGGCAGACGACCAUUCAGUUUCCGUAGUCUCUGUGCCAGUAGCAGUCCCAUCGAUGAAAUAAUUUUUAAAAUUGUCAUUCUAUGUCAGGGGGGAUCCAAUAAUAUCUUCCACCCUGCACACUAUAUCCGAUGAAUAUAUUAAAGAACAUUCAA
This is a messenger RNA of Scaptodrosophila lebanonensis, 1245 nucleotides long. It is a transcript of the gene PpN58A, whose product is annotated as serine/threonine-protein phosphatase alpha-3 isoform. Gene Ontology annotation, molecular function: protein serine/threonine phosphatase activity. The coding region runs from base 60 to 1154 and encodes 364 amino acids. NCBI's taxonomy places the organism in Eukaryota, Metazoa, Arthropoda, Insecta, Diptera, Drosophilidae. The transcript has a single exon. Gene Ontology annotation, cellular component: nucleus; cytoplasm. The record is from RefSeq and is a predicted model, not a curated record.